UAUCACCUGCUGACUUGGCCACAGGUGAAGAAAGGAAGUGUCGACUUUCAGUGAUGAAAACUGGGUCAUGUCAGGAGGAGGAGGAGCAAUAAGACGAAACAAGAAAACAAGGCUACUUCCUUAAUUGAGCAAGGCUUGAUAGUUUAAGGAAGCAGAGCCACAUAUACACUAUACACUCUACAGUGUACACAACCAGCCACACUGAACUAUUCACACUUACACUGAUAAAGGGCUUUGUUCUCCAACCAGAACCAUUGUUUUACUUAAAAAAAAAUAAGUUGCAACGCUUCAGAAGAAAACCAGAGCAACCAGAUAAAACCCACCAGUACCUCUGGCGAGGCCUAUGAGACGAGGACCAAUGCAAAAGAAAGUAUAUAAAAGAAAAUAAAUAUUACGAACAGAGCUACAGUUAAACGUAUCUAUGUGUCAUUAAGAAAUAUUUUUUUAAAAAGGUCUGUUUUCUCUACUUUUGUACUUCUCCUUUCAAGUAUAUUUGGAAGCAUUUUUGCUUUUCAAAUAUCUGCAUUAAAACUAAAGUUAUUUCAUCUUGUGCUCCUGUUGCUUUGCACACAGUGCAGUUUGGCAGUGCUGAACUAAUGAAUCUAUCUACUUGCUUCAAAGAGGAUUACUGUUCCUUGUGCUUAGCUUAGUUACCUCACAUUAGGUUGAGGCUAAGGAGAGGUCUGCUGUCCACAGUGGCCAUCUGUCUGCCAGGUGGACAGUCGAGCACUCACUUUGCUGUAAAUGGAGACAAGGCUCGAGUUGGAUGUUUUGAUAUACCCAGAUGAAGUAAGGAUCGCUACUCCGGAGGAUCUCAGGGACUGGGAGCUGGAAACUGCGAGCCAGGUGUCCAUACCCACAGUCCGGCUCUUUGUUGCACUUUACCCAUACAACCCGGCUGCCAUGUCGCCAAACCACGAGACAGCUGCAGAAGAGCUGCCCUUUGUGCCAGGCCAGAUCAUCAAGGUUACUGGAGACAAAGACGCAGAUGGGUUUUAUCAUGGUGAGUCUGGCGGGCUUUCUGGCUAUGUGCCGAGUAAUAUGGUGGCUGAGAUCCCAGUGGAUGAUGAGUAUCUGAAGCAUCUACUCAUGCAGCAGGGAUUCCUCCCCGUGGACCACACAGGCAUGUCUCUAACACCAGACCUGAGCGAUGUCACCAGUAUCCCUGACAGUGGGGCUGUUAGACGAAUGGUAGCCUUAUUUGACUAUGAUCCAUGGGAAAACUCACCCAACAUGGACAGUGAAGCUGAACUCGGCUUUCGUUCAGGAGAUAUCAUAUAUGUUUUAGGUGACAUGGAUCAAGAUGGGUUUUACUAUGGAGAUCUUCACGGACAACGAGGUUUGGUUCCAUCAAACUUUCUGCAGCUGUUUCCCUGGGAUUAGAAGAAAAUGCACGCUAAGCUGUUUGCUACAAAUGCCAAGUCACAGACGCAGUGAGAAACCAGAAGUUUCUAUGCAAAAUAUGGCUAAAAGGACACUUCAUAUAUCAAAAAAUAGUUUAUUUUAUUUUUAUAUUCUACUAACUGCAUCCGUUUUAGACUGAAAGUAAGCAGCUAAUGAACCCCUCUGUUAGUAUCAAUAAGAAUGCUCAAAACUAAAAAGAGUUCAGACCUUUGUUUAAAUGUUUCUUUAUUGAAAUAACAGAUACUUACAAACCCUUUGAUGCAAAAAAAAAAAAAAACCCAAAAAAAACAUGAACAACAAAAAAACAGAAUAUUUACAAUAAUGCAUAUUUUGAAAAUUACAGGUAAAAUACUAAAUGUUUUGUCUGGCAAUUUUUGCUUUAGGCGCUUUCACAAAAACACAAGAACUGACUUGCUAAAUAAAUUACCUGAUGGGAAUGGAUAAAUUAUUUUAGCCUUAAUAAUACACAAUUUACAGAUUUCUUUCUCCCCAGUGUUUUGAUAUAGCAUUUCCAUUUUUUGCCUUAUGCCCUGUGUAUAUAUUUUCUAUCACUGGCUUAUUUCAUAUAAGUUAUUUAAAAAGAAAAAAAAACAUUUUGAAUUUUGCAGCAAUUUUUUUGUAAAAAUAAAGAGACUCUUGUUAUAACUGAAAAAAAGUUUUAAUCAUGUAACAAAUGUAAGAGCUGUAGUUAAACUGAAAAUAAACUGUCCUAAUUCUUACUUUCCUUACCUGAUUUUUCUUUUUAACAAUGGACCAAAAAUUGACAUUCAGUUCUUUUCUUGUCUGGUAAAUACAUUUGUUGUAAUAAAAAGAAAUACAAAAUUUAUUGGUUAAAAUAACAAAGAAGUUCAGCAGGUUUUCAAAUGUUCAUAUAGUCGGUCUGGUUUCUUCUUUUACUUUCCUCUGCAGCAAACAGUAUACUCAUCCAUAAAGUAGGAAACACUACACUGUGUAGUAAAGUUUAGUAGUGCUUUCUACUUUAUGGGUGACAACACUGUACAUCAAGUAGCUUCUGGUCGAUCCACCGCAAAUACUGAAAACUGAAGGUUAAUCAAAGGCAAGGCUUCACAAACUGAACCGAACACACGAUCAAAAUUCACGUUAUCAUUCUUGAUAAAAAGAAAGAAAAACAUUCAAAUGACUUGACAUUUUGCUCAAAAUUAGGCUGAAAUGAAGUAGUAAUGUCUUAGUAUGUUAGUGUGUUUAAAAAACGUUGAUCAUCAGAUUUUCAAGUUGUCAUCAGGGUCUUACCAGCGUUUGGAGUCCAAGGAAGAAAGAAAACCCAGAAGUGAGCGUGAUCUUUUUAUUAACCCUGUCUGAGCCACGUGGUUUACACAGGAAAAGCCCCAACAGUUUCUCACACACACACAAAAAAUACAUGCAUGCAAGUAUAUGCAGAUGUGCACACACACAUGCACACCCACAAAGACACACAUACGCACACACACCACACAGUAGUUGAAAUAGUAUUUGUACAUUUCCUUAAGAUAAAGCAGGAAUUAUUAGUUGUAUUAACAGCUUUUUGUAGAGAUUUUUUAAAUUUGAUGUGUAUGUAAUCUUAUGAACCUGUAGCUGCUGUUAGUCCAACUACCUCGUACACACCUAAACAUGUACUUGUACUAUACUUCAUAUUUCUUUUUUGUGUUCACACUAAGUAAAAAUAUCAGAUCAAUCUAUUUUCACAACCUAAAAGUACCUCUGAAUUUAACGUCGUUUAUCUUAGGAGGUCUAAUUUAAGUGUUUAUUUGCACAUCUGCACACACAGACACAACCACAAGCGCGCACACACACAUGCACAUAUGCAAAUUCAGAGUGUACACCCAGGUCCUGGCCGACUGCACCGCUGCUGCCAAGCGUGAUCUCAACCCUUUUAAGGACAUACUUUUACGAGGUGGCAACUGCUUUUAAAACAAAAGUCAGUCUCUGAAGCAGAAAGAUAUUGAUCUUGAUAAUAAUUUAUGUGGAUGUGUACCAAUGAUCUCGUAGCUCUUUGCCAAUGCAGCACUAAGGAUUGACUGAAAUAGCAAUGUAAUGAUAAAAGAUCAAAGUGAGUCAAAGUAGACUUAUUGAUUGAGGGAGCUCACUUUGGAGAUGCUGAAGCUCUUAAAGGUUUAUGUUAGCAAAGGGAGAGCGGUGCUCCUCAGCACGGUCCUCAAAAGUCAGACAUUACUGUCUUGCAAGUCUAAAACAUUGUGUAUAAAUUACAGGAAGCACUUUGUAUCUCAUUUAUAAUUCUGAGAACUCAUUCACGCCUGCAUGUUUGUGACAAGGUGUGGGUGGGGGAUGGUGGUGCAAGGCUCUUCCCCUAUCCCAGCAGCAAAUGUGCAAUAUGCUUGCAACAACAGAAACUUUGCAAACAGAAUAGAGAUGGGCCUGUGUCCUCUGUUGUCACGACAACCCAAACCUCAGAGUCACACCAAGUGAAAUAAGAGGAAGUGGGGGAUGGGUGGCGUGCACAAACCGAGAAAAGAUGUCCUCGUUAGAAGAAAACGGAGCCAGAAACAAGCAGAAAGAGAGUAAUGGAGAAGAUCAUCAAAAUGCAACACCAGACAAUAAAUUUCUUUUUAUGCAAGUCAUCAAAUAUUAAGCCAGCCAGCAUACACAUACACACUCACACAUACAGAUACACACACACACAUAUAGGUUGUACCUUUGUGAAGGCUGAAAAAAACAGCAGUGAGUCUUUGCAGCAGGCCAGCAUGACUGUGCAUCUCUCUGAUUAUCUCAGCACUGUUGCACCAAAGGCUGUCCUUGCAUCAGCCAUCUAUCCCUGUGCAACAUGGGAUUAUAUCCUAAGUGAGUCCUUAAAGUACUUAGGGUGAUAUAGAUAGCGUCAAGGGGCCAAAAACGAGCACAGCACCUAAUGACACCGGUAGGUAUUAUCCUCCCAGCAGGGCUUUAAUUGAAUUAUGUUUUACCUUUGACCAUUGAGCUCAUGAGAGCAGCUGUAAAUAAAAUAUAAACAACUCAGAAGGCAUUAGAAUGAGCAACACGGCGGCAGAUAUAAUCUGAAUCUGUCAAGAAAAGUUCACCGUUCCUGUUUCUCUCUCAUUUUAGGCGUCUAGAUUUCUUAUUAUCAUCACUGUUGGUUUGGUUCCAUCCCCAAGGAUGAAAGAAAUUAACUGUCCGAGAAUCCUCUUGCACUUUCUUAAACUCAGUAUGUGCCUUGUGUUGCUGCUGCUAGUCAUGCACCUGAUCAGUGCUGCUAUACAGUCAAGAGAUUUUGAUGAGAAAAAAAUUUCAGUCACUUUCAUGUACUUGCUCUGUAUUUACUUAUUCAGUAUCUCAAAAGAAAAAAGAAACAAGGAUUUAGGACUACACAGAUCAAUGAAAUAACAUCUUAUUCAAUUCAGUUGUAUAUAUCUAGCACCAAAUCACAGCAACAGUUGCCUCAAGGCGUUUUGUACUGUAGGGGAAAAGGCCCUACAAUAAUACAAAGAAAACAGAGAAAAUCCUAAAAGUUAAAUGCCCCCCUGUGAGCAAGGCAAGAGGUGUAUGAACACAUAGUGAGUGAAAAAGGUGAAUGAAGAAGGAACAUUCAGUGCAUCAUGGAAAUCCCCUUGCAGCCUAGACCUAUUGCACUGUAACUAAGGGAGAAUUCAGGGU
Molecule: messenger RNA, 5010 nt
Organism: Haplochromis burtoni (Burton's mouthbrooder)
Lineage: Eukaryota; Metazoa; Chordata; Actinopteri; Cichliformes; Cichlidae
Product: RIMS-binding protein 2-like
Exons: 5
Coding region: 745-1383 (212 amino acids)
Biological process (GO): neuromuscular synaptic transmission
Molecular function (GO): protein binding
Source: RefSeq, a predicted model, not a curated record